CCCGCAGUCAGUUCUCAAAGAGGAUCGGGAGAAGAAAGGUCAAGCUCAUAGGUUCUGCAACAAGAAAUCUCUUUUUUCAAAGACAAUGAUGAGGAUACUGGUGACACUGCUACUGGCGGCUCUUCUGGCACGGCAUGCUACGUGGGCAAUCUCGUGUGCCGGCUGUGUGGACUUGGACGAAAUCAACUUUAAAAAUACCGUCGAGCGAUUUCCAUUUGCUGUGGUCAAGUUUGAUAUUGCGUUUCCCUAUGGGGAGAAGCACGAAGCAUUUGCUGCCUUAUCCAAGGCAGCCCACAGGGUAACUGGAGAGCUACUGGUGGCCACUGUUGGAAUUAAAGACUAUGGUGAACUGGAGAACAAGGCACUGGGUGAGCGAUUUGAGGUUGACGACAAGAAUUUCCCGGCCAUACUCCUCUUCAAGGGCAGCGUGGAGCAGUACGUUAAGUUCCCCAGUCACUUGGAGGUAACGCUGGACAAUCUGAAGGCCUUUGUAAGCAGCAACACCCCCCUGUAUAUUGGUCGCGAUGGUUGCCUUAAGGAAUUCAACGAUGCCGUCCAAAACUACGCAAACCUACCGGAUAAAGCUCAACUCAGCUUGAUUGAGGAUCUAGAGACCCAGCAGGGGAAUCUCUCCAAGCCGGAGGAGAAGUUGAGUGGCAAAUAUUACUUGUUGUACAUGAGGAAAAUUAAUGAGAAUGGAUACGGAUUCCUCGAGGAGGAGACAAAGCGACUGCUCCGUCUCAAAGCCGGGAAAGUGACAGCCGCCAAGAAGCUGGAGCUGCAGCAAAAGUUGAAUAUUCUGGAAGCCUUUCGUGUCCACAACAUAACCAAAGUAGCGCCCGAAAAGGGGUCAUCAAAGGAAGAUCUGUGAACCAGUAUCUUCUGUACUUUCCGCAAAAAUAAACAAAAUUUUAGUGAUCUUCAAGUACA
Messenger RNA from Drosophila subobscura, 930 nucleotides. It is a transcript of the gene wbl, whose product is annotated as protein windbeutel. Gene Ontology annotation, biological process: protein secretion. The coding region runs from base 86 to 871 and encodes 261 amino acids. Lineage: Eukaryota; Metazoa; Arthropoda; Insecta; Diptera; Drosophilidae. Gene Ontology annotation, cellular component: endoplasmic reticulum lumen; endoplasmic reticulum. The transcript has a single exon. The record is from RefSeq and is a predicted model, not a curated record.